Molecule: messenger RNA, 2946 nt
Organism: Colletotrichum truncatum
Lineage: Eukaryota; Fungi; Ascomycota; Sordariomycetes; Glomerellales; Glomerellaceae
Product: helix-loop-helix DNA-binding domain-containing protein
Biological process (GO): positive regulation of transcription by RNA polymerase II; SREBP signaling pathway
Molecular function (GO): protein dimerization activity
Source: RefSeq, a predicted model, not a curated record
AUGGCCGACCAGGAUCCGAACGCCUUAUUUGGGCUCGACGAGUCUAACCUCGGCGUGGCGCCGUCUUUCCUUGACGACUCGGACGGCCAGAACGUCAAAUCUAACUCCAACGGAGCCUCCAACAUCGCCAGCGACAAUCAGUCCUUCUAUGACGCCAAUUGGGGCUUUCAGGACACACCCCCGUACGACUCCUACAACAUCGCUGCCACUACCGCAGCCGGCGCCACUCCUCUAUUCCAGACUUCCGCACCCUGGGACCUCUCUCCCAACCAGCAGCAGCACCAGCAGCAACGACACCAGCACGGCCUCCCCAACGUAACUGCAGGCCUUGAUCAGACCAUCGUAGCCCAGGCCGGCUUCUAUGCCACCACCGCCCCCUCCAACCAUCACCAACGAGGAGGCCAACUCCAUACCCUCCCUCAAGAGACCCUGAGUCUCCUUACCCCCGCCCAGCAGGAAAAGCUGCGAAAUAUCGCCAUGCCCGCCCACCUCCAGUACCAAUCACCCAAGAGCGAGCCGAGCCCCGGAUCUGCCACCAGCGACCACAAGGCAGCAGGACUGUCCUCUCCCGAUGCCCAGGAUCUAUCCAGCAAGGCCAGCAGGAAGCGCAAGUCGUCCGCCGAAGUCGACGAAGAUGAGGACGAGGACGACGAGAACCAGCCCAUCAAGAAGACGGCGCAUAACAUGAUCGAAAAGAGGUAUCGCACCAACUUGAACGACAAGAUUGCCGCCCUUCGAGAUAGUGUCCCUAGUUUGAGGAUCAUGUCCAAGAGUGCCAGGGGAGAGGAUACGACCGAGGAUCGCGAAGAAUUGCACGGCUUGACGCCUGCCCACAAGUUGAACAAGGCUACGGUCUUGAGCAAGGCGACCGAAUACAUUCGCCACCUCGAAAAGCGAAACAACAGACUGCUGGACGAGAACAAUGCCAUGCAAAAUAGGAUCGCAGCUUUUGAGAAGCUCUUUAUGGCCGGCGCAAUGAAUGGCGCCAUGAGCCCGCUCCAGCAGCCACCUACCCCGAUGCAGUACCCUCAGGAUCAGUACAUCAACACCCCCAUCGGAACGCCUCGAGGCGAGCCGACUCAGGGAAUUAUCCCCGUUCCCGAGGAUAUGAAGCGCAUUAUUUCCGCCCAGAUGGCCGCCGGCCAGCCAUACCCCGUGCCGCAGCAAGCCUACCGCGGAAACCCCGCUCUGAUGCGACAGCAACAGAUCCAGCAACAGCAGCAGAUGCAGCAGCAGGGCCGCUGGGGCAACACAGGUCCCUACUUUGGCAAGCUGAUGGUCGGCUCGCUCGCCGGUCUAAUGAUUAUCGAGGCUGUGCGCGAGAACGAGCAGAGCAACGAGUCUCCCGAGGGCCGUGGUCUCUUCGCCCUUCCUGUGCAACUCCUCAGCUAUCUUGGGUCGAAUUCGCACAUGCAUGUUGGCGGGUACUACAUUUCGCCCGCUCAGAUCAUUUCGCAUCUCAAGUUUUUGCUCUUCCUCGGUACAUUUUUGUGGGUCUUUGUGCCCUCCCUAUUUGUGCCAUCUCAGAAGAGGCCGAAGAAGGCGCAACAGCUCAGAGAGUCGCUCCAGGCCGCUGGGUCUGUGGCGUCUCCGAUCCACGUGCGCCGACAGGCCUGGUUGACGGCCAUUCAGACCGUCUGGGUACCUCAGCACAACUUCUUCCUCGAGGCUGCUGCUCUCCUCAUGAAGACGAUGAAACUCAGCGUUCGAAAUGCGAUUGGCGUCCAUGGAUACCAAAUGCUCACCGGCCUUACGGAGGAGCAGGAAGCUGCCCGUGUCAAGGCGUGGUCUAUUGCUCUCGACGCUCAGUUGGCUGGAGGUGACGUGGAGAUCAACAAGAGCCGCCUCACGCUUACCCUCUUGGCAUCCGGCACCCUUCCCGAUACCCCGUCUCGACUGAUGCUGAAGGCUCUUCAUGUCCGUGUGCUCCUCUGGGAUCUGGGUGCCAAGGGUCUACACAACACUGUUGCUAAGAAACUUGCGCGCUCUCUGUGGAAUGAGGCGAGGAGCCUGAACCGCGUGCUGAGCCAGCUUCGCCGCAACUCAGAGCAAGUUGAUGACGAUCUUCCUGAGCACCUGGCUGCCCUUAUCGAGCAAGAAUGCGAUGACGUUCUCAACAACACUGUUAUUCAGCGAGCUUAUAAUCUGGCUUGGAACCUGCCGACAACUGAGGGUGUUGCUGAGCACAACGAUGGAAUGGACUCGGUUGUUGAUGACCAGGCUGUACGGUCUCCUUUGGAUGCUGUUGCUGCAUGGCGAUCCAGCCAGACGAUCCACCGUGCCCUCAUCACCAGCCUCGAGGCCGACAAGGAUGAUGGUGAUGCUCCGAGAGUUGUCUCGACUUGCCUGGACACCGCGCUCAAGACAGCUCCCAUCGGGUCCAGUGUGCAAUCUCGUGCUCUAGUUGCCCGCGCUGUUCUUGUCGAUGACAAACGCGGUGCUAACAUUGCCGCUGCUUUGCAGAACAUUCAGCCUUCCGGUGAACAAAAGUCUUUAAGCCAGAUUGCCGCCAUUGUCGAUUCCUCCUCCACUGUCCAGUCACCCGAUGUCCAGAUGGCGCUUAAGUGUGCCAUGGCCAUUGCUCACCUGCAGCGCGCCAAGUCGACGGCCGCUUACCCACAGGAAGGUCUUCGUCUCGUCGAAAAGAUUGCUCGACCCAGCGCCACUGCCAACAUGUCACUCCUUGGUUGCACUGCUCUGUUCAAGCUCAUGGAGGAGCUUUUCGCUCGCCAACCCUCUACCGAGUCCUUUAGCACGUCCCUGGAGCGUCUCGCCGGCAGUCUACGCAUCUGGAUUGGUAGUGCGCCGGGUGAAAAGUGUGGGCUGGAGCAAGACGUCCGCCACAAGAUGGUUGACCGCUGCCUCAGCAUCACCAAGAGCGUGGUGGGCAUGGAAACUGAUACGGGCUACGGCAGCAUGAGCGAGUGCGAGGAGGAGGGCUGCUAA